CACAGGUCUACCGGGCACAUCCGUCGCGAUCAGCCCGGGGCGAGAACAAACUCCCCCUCCCUCCAAAAUGUAACUCCCGGCACGAUUGGCUCGACGCGAGGGGCACUAGGAAAAAUUAAAGGCAUAGUCCCCCUCGAGACGACGGCACCGCUUUGUCUUCUGCGAUCCUUUCGUCGUCGUCGUCAUCGUCGUCUUUUGUUCUCACCCUGUCCUUUCCACCUUCUCCAGCUCGUUUCCCGCCCGACCCUUUGCAACGGUCCAGACGCCUUUCGCGGUGCGGGCGAAUGGGACUAUGACUUUGGACACGGCGCUGACGGACAGUAUUCCGGUUGGAAUCGGCUUCCCGGUAGCACCAAUCGCCUAGGUUGCGCGUAUCAGGACCGCUUCGUGCGCCUGAGGCGGAGGCAGACUUUGACAGUCGAGGAACGGCGUCAGUGAGCACAGCGACUCGCGGAGUCGCUCGCUUCAGGUUACAUCCUUCCGUCGCCCGUCGACUUUGACCCAGUACAUAAAAGAAUCCCGUCCACGUAACUCGACCAGGCCUUUUUCCUGCUCGCAGCCGACGAAGGCGUGCACGUCUUCAAAGCAACAACACAAAACCAGCCUUCGGAGGACCCGCCAUUUCACCUUCUGUCCCUUCGUUGGCAGGGACCUUGGCUGCUCGCUUCGCAAUGCAUCUACCUUCGCUCCUCACUUUGGUCCUCGCUGCCACCGGCGUCGCGGGCCAGUGGCGCAUGAAGCGUGGCCAGGCCGCCUCGGGGCUCGUCCACCGUGUCGGCAAGCCCAGGUCAUUGGACUCUCAUCUCAUCAUGGCUCAUCAGGCGUUGGCCAAAAGCCCGCGCGCCAAUGCCGUCGUGGCCUUCUACGAGGGCCCGCUGUGCCAGGGCGUGCCCGUCUACCUUCAUGCCCGGAACCUCACCUGCUAUGGCCCCGUUCGCGACGACGUCACAUUCACGCUGCUGGCCGCCGACCCGGACUGUCAAGUCAUGAUUCGCCGUCAUCCUUGUGGGGUUGACCGCGAUGCUACGAUCAUGGACACCGACGGCUCUUGCUACGCUGGAAGCUCCGAUCCAAAAGGUUUGGAUGUCUGGGUCCAGUGCGGAGUGCCGUCCGCUAUACAGGCCCCUCCUCCAGCACCGAAGAGUACGUCCACUUAUUCCUUCUCGAAUGAUGGCUUCAUGGGACCAAAGAUCUCAUCUUAUGGUGGAUGAGAGACUCUCGUGUUUUGACGUCUCACAAGACGAUGUUCGAACACACGCUUUGGGAGGGUUGCAGGCAGCAUAUUGUGGACCACGUGAAUCGACCAUUUACACAAUGACAACAGUACCAAACACACAGGACGAUCAAUGUCUGGUAGCGGAUGGCUGGACCUGCCCAGCUUUUAGCGAUAGCAUAAAAUGACGUACUGCUACUAAGCUUCGUGGACGAAGUG
This is a messenger RNA of Verruconis gallopava, 1432 nucleotides long. RefSeq lists its product as uncharacterized. The record is from RefSeq and is a predicted model, not a curated record. The transcript has 2 exons. The coding region runs from base 672 to 1211 and encodes 179 amino acids. NCBI's taxonomy places the organism in Eukaryota, Fungi, Ascomycota, Dothideomycetes, Venturiales, Sympoventuriaceae.